CCGGCGAUAGAGCGUCGGCGCCGCGACGGCAGGAGCCACGCAGACGCAUCUGGACCGGCGUCGGUGACGUAGAAACGAGAAACGAGAGGAAAGAGCGAGAUCCGGAGGCAGGCUCUCCGCCGUUUUGACAAGUAACGCGCUCACGGACUGUCCGCGACGGUGAGAGCGCGCUCGAUCGCGAUCGCAACGCGCGAGAGAUCGCUCAUUAUUACGAGCGAGAGAUAGGCAGCCACCCCGUCCACGCGCGUGUACGCGAGUAAUUACCGGAGAUAUUUCAUCGAUCCUCCGACGUAUUGACGAGUAACAGGCGGGUGCGUCGGGUCCUCCCGUUCCGCGCGACGGCGAACACAGCCACACAGCGCGAACACAAAGCAGCUCGAGAGCCGCGCAAAUCUCGGAGCGUCCGAACGAUCGAAGGAACGAUGACGUAUCGUCAAGGCAUCGCAAACCACCUGUGAAGUGUGAACCGACUCGGAAACGUCAAGACCCAGUUACGUUGGUGAGAGAGAUCGGAAUAUCAAAAGCGAAGUGAUAGACAUUGUAAUCGAGAAGAGUGAGCUAACUCGUUCGUGACAGAUUGAUGACUAAUUGGAAGAUCAGGGAUAACAAACAUGAAGUACUUGAAAGUCGCGUUGUUCUUGUUCAAUCUAUUAAUAUGGUUGGCUGGCUGCGCGGUGUUCGUUCUAGGCACAUGGGUGCUCCUGGAGCCCACCAAAGGACACAUCCUCAAUCUUUUCGUGUCUGAUGUCAAGCCGCACGAGACUAUUAAUCUUAUAGCUUACAGCCUCUUCGGGCUCGGCACCAUCGUGCUCACGGUCGGCUUCUUCGGCUGCCGCGCCGCGCUACGCGGAAAUCAAUGCAUCCUCGCCACCUACAUGAGCAUGCUGGUCGCGCUCAUCGUCACGGAACUGGUGACCGCCGCGAUCGGCGGGUUGAUGACUUUCCAGAUCCUGUCGGACCUGGAGGAGAGGCUCACCAAUAAACUGGCGGCGCAGUACGGUCACGAUAUUCACGAUCCGACCAGCGAUAUCCCUUUCAGCAACAGUCUGGACUUCGCGCAGUACAAGUUUAAUUGCUGCGGAGUACACGGCGAUCACGAUUACAAUGGCACGGCUUGGUGGAGGGACGGUCAAAUCUCGGGGAGCAAGAGGCAGGUUCCCCUUACCUGUUGUGUUCUCAAAAAUAGCGAGAAUAAAAAUACAGGCAGCCCGAUGAGCGUUGUUUCGAGGGUGUUCCACAAAAAUAACGAGAAGCCGUGGCUGCAUCCGCUGCCAAAGGAUGAGGCCGCGUGUCAAGUAGAAGAUGAAGAAGGUCACGAGGGAUAUAGGCACAAAGAGGGGUGCCUUGGAAAAGUCACGAACUGGCUGCAGUGCGAGAGCUUCAUGUUAGUGUUUGGCGGCAUGGCAAUGGCAGGAAUACAGACGUUCGGGAUAAUAACGUCCGCUUUCCUCUGCCGGACAAUAAGAGAUAUGCAGGAAGAAUGAUCCAGGAUUCGUAGUCUCAAUGAAGUAAAGAGAAUGUCGUGGCACGUUCAAUCUUUACAUUGACAACUUUGGCAGAAGAACCAUAUUCAUUUUGUAUCUUCGUGUAUCGCUACGUGAGAAGAUUUCCGAAAUUUGUUUCGAUUAUCUGUGAGUCGGGACAAUGAUCGGGAUUUUCAGCAAAGGGAAUACCGCGGGGAAGAAAGCAAUCUAAAUAUUUGUUCUAUUCUACAAGGUGUCUGUUCAUUGAGAACUUCGAGAAUAACUGAACUUCGAAAUAACAAUAAGUGCUACGCUUAAGUUUAGAUCGAUUUCCACCUCUGUGCGCGUUUUGCUGCCAAUCAGCAAUAAUGUGACCAAUACACCCUGCUGUACAUAUACAAUAACAUACACGUCUGUGUCGUGUUCAAUCUAACAGUCUAACUAAUACUAAGAAAUAGCGAUGUUACAAUAAUAUCGCUGGUGUCUCACGACGAUCAUCGCCGGAGCUUGGAUAGCAACGUGGAAUUGUUAUCCGUGGCGUGUCCUGUUGUCUUCUAAAUACAAGAAGGAUGGAUAUAUGCGUUGCGUGCGUGAGAACUUUCGAAUUAUUUUCUUCUUUGUGGACAAUUUACCUGAUUUAAGAAACAAAAUCAUUUUUCGCACAAAGUACAUGUGUUUGUACAUGAAUUUUUAAAGAAAUAUCAUAAUUUUUAAUGAA
Messenger RNA from Temnothorax curvispinosus, 2181 nucleotides. RefSeq names its product CD151 antigen-like. NCBI's taxonomy places the organism in Eukaryota, Metazoa, Arthropoda, Insecta, Hymenoptera, Formicidae. The coding region runs from base 612 to 1484 and encodes 290 amino acids. The transcript is spliced from 10 exons. The record is from RefSeq and is a predicted model, not a curated record. Gene Ontology annotation, cellular component: membrane.